Pochonia chlamydosporia 170 is the source of this 426-nucleotide messenger RNA. RefSeq lists its product as hypothetical. The coding region runs from base 1 to 426 and encodes 141 amino acids. The record is from RefSeq and is a predicted model, not a curated record. The transcript has a single exon. NCBI's taxonomy places the organism in Eukaryota, Fungi, Ascomycota, Sordariomycetes, Hypocreales, Clavicipitaceae.
AUGCCUGAAGACGAAGAAGUUGUACCGCCGUCGAAGGUAUGGGUUCUCAUUGCCGAUGACAAUGCGAGGGGCGCCGAGGAAUGGGCGAUUGCAAUCUCGGACUUGAACGGGAUACCUUGGGUGUGGUGGAAGCCCGUGACGUGGGAGGGCAAGGUUACGUUGCAACAAACUGAAUUAAGGGGCGUCCCAGCAACGGUAGUGCGUCAAGAGCCAAUUUGUCUUGCGGAAGAACUGCCCAUUACUCAACAAGAUAUGUUCAAAUGGAGUUCAGCAUGGGUGAAAGAGCAGCGGACUGGUCAGGACUUCGUUCGGGUGAUGUGGGACGAAACCUGUCGGCAUUACAAUGUUGAGGAGGAAGUGCGCCUUGAGGGACUAAGAAAGAUGGACGCUGCCUCUCUGACAUACCAAAGUAGGAUACAGAGAUAA